AUGAGACAUGAGAACCAGUUGAAGCUCGAGGCAAAGCUUCAGGAUUUGGAUGUAGAAUGGAAUGGAGGCACCGAAACUAAGGAGGAAAUAAUUGCUAGGAUACAACAAAGGGAAGAAGCUACAGUUAAGCACGAACGAGCAAUGGCUUAUGCACUCUCCCAUCAGUGGAGGGCAAGCUCAGGGAUCAACCAAGGGCCAUUUGUGUAUGAGCUAGCAAAAGGUAACUGGGAAUGGAGUUGGGUGGACAAGUGGAUUGCAGCACAGGCAUGGGAGACAAGGCCUUCUGCUCAGUCUCAAGUUAAGCCAGCCUUGAAAGCCAAUAAGAACGCCAACCCCUCAACCCAGACAGCACCCACUUCAUCAAAGCUUGCAAGCACCGAUGCAAAGUUUUCAAUCAAGAAACCUCCUAAGCAACCGGAUGAAGAUACUACUCUGAAGAUCAUAAAUACUGCCUAA
This is a messenger RNA of Zingiber officinale, 456 nucleotides long. RefSeq names its product protein IQ-DOMAIN 10-like. Lineage: Eukaryota; Viridiplantae; Streptophyta; Magnoliopsida; Zingiberales; Zingiberaceae. The coding region runs from base 1 to 456 and encodes 151 amino acids. The record is from RefSeq and is a predicted model, not a curated record. The transcript is spliced from 3 exons.